Molecule: messenger RNA, 772 nt
Organism: Stylophora pistillata
Lineage: Eukaryota; Metazoa; Cnidaria; Anthozoa; Scleractinia; Pocilloporidae
Product: serine/threonine-protein phosphatase PP1-beta catalytic subunit
Biological process (GO): regulation of circadian rhythm; circadian regulation of gene expression
Cellular component (GO): cytoplasm; nucleus
Molecular function (GO): protein serine/threonine phosphatase activity
Source: RefSeq, a predicted model, not a curated record
GACUAAAAAUUAUUUGGUAGUUGAUAUGGCGGAGGGCGACUUGAAUGUGGAUAGCAUAAUAACCCGCUUGUUAGAAGCUCGCGGAAGACCGGGAAAGAGUGUUCAACUAGCAGAAUCUGAAGUCCGUGGACUGUGUCUCAAGUCCAGGGAAAUCUUUUUGAACCAACCCAUUCUGCUGGAGUUAGAGGCUCCUCUCAAAAUAUGCGUUUGUGAAGCUCUUAAUGAAAGAUUGGGAUCAACAUCACUGUCUGCAUGUUUAACCCAAACAGAAGUACAUGCUUUUGAACCUUUAGAUGUUUAUGAUACAGGUGACAUUCAUGGACACUACCCAGAUCUUUUAACAUUAUUUGAAUGUGGAGGUUUUCCUCCUGAGGCAAACUACCUGUUUUUGGGUGAUUAUGUGGACAGAGGAAAGCAGUCCCUGGAAACCAUCUGUCUUUUGUUAGCUUAUAAGAUCAAAUAUCCUGAAAACUUCUUUCUGUUGCGAGGAAACCACGAGUGUGCAAGCAUUAACAGAAUAUACGGCUUCUAUGAUGAAUGCAAAAGACGCUAUAACAUCAAGUUGUGGAAAACAUUCACAGACUGCUUUAACUGUUUACCAAUUGCUGCUAUAGUGGAUGAAAAGAUCUUCUGUUGCCACGGAGGUCUUUCACCAGAUUUACAGUCUAUGGAACAGAUAAGAAGAAUCAUGAGGCCCACAGAUGUUCCAGACACUGGUGAGAAGCAAAGAGACUAAUGUUAGAGAGAAAAUAGACCUGGAAAGGGUGCUGGA